AUGCACCAGGAGGCAAUUGAUUCUGCAGAGUUCGACGUCAUCCCUUACUGCAUAGACAACCAUCAACAUAAACACUCACUCGAUAAACUGCAUGUACAGUCGCGGGAGGAGCCACCUCAGGCUGAUAUCAAUAGCAACCGACGGCUCUUCAAGUCCACUGGAAUCGAGAACGUGAGCAAACACAGCGAGAAGCUAUUGGGAAUUCGUGCGGAAUAUAUGGAAAAUGGCACGGUGAAAUGCGUGGUUCUCAAUGUAGUCGGUCUUGAGCGGGAGGCUGCCGAUCAACACAGGAAGGGCCUGGCCCAAAGGGAUGGCAGCGGUGUUGCGACUGAUGAGACGGGCAACGGCGCGAGCGGCAUUGUCUUUGCAUCGCUGAAGGAUCACUGGCAGCUGGCGAGACGUCAAACAGCAAGUGGAGGGAGCUGA
This is a messenger RNA of Suillus clintonianus, 426 nucleotides long. RefSeq lists its product as uncharacterized. Bases 1 to 426 code for a protein of 141 amino acids. Lineage: Eukaryota; Fungi; Basidiomycota; Agaricomycetes; Boletales; Suillaceae. The record is from RefSeq and is a predicted model, not a curated record. The transcript is spliced from 2 exons.